This is a messenger RNA of Gongylonema pulchrum, 318 nucleotides long. The record is from the annotation of a GenBank genome assembly. NCBI's taxonomy places the organism in Eukaryota, Metazoa, Nematoda, Chromadorea, Rhabditida, Gongylonematidae.
GGAUCGAAACCGGCGGGAGAGAAGGCUGCUGCGGAUAAGAAAAAGAAAAACGCUCCAUCGAAAAUAACGUUGCAGCGGGCAGCACGUGGCAAAAAUAAAUCAGUUAUUGUGAUCAAAGGGCUAGCUUCUUUUGAUGUGGAUUUGAAAGCGGCUGCAAAACUGUUCGCUGGACGUUUUGCGUGUGGCUCUUCGGUGACAGCGGCCGAUGAAAUUGUUGUGCAAGGCGAUGUUAAAGACGAAUUAAUAACAAUGAUCACAACGAAAUGGCCACAUAUUGAUUCAAAGAUGAUUGAAGAUCUUGGUGAUCAGAAGCGUUAA